AUGACUCUGGAAGGGAUAUCCGAUGCCCACGCAAUCCUGCUUGCGACUCACAUCUGCGCAGGCGGCAACGUGAUCGACCUCCCUACUCUGCAAGCGCAAUACCCUCAUUGUUUGUCGUUGGAACGCCUCCUACGCAUCAUCUUGACAUUCCUACCCGAGAGCAUAGAACCGUCCCAAUAUGUUCCAGUGCUCCAUGAGCUGACUGGAACUUCCGAGCGUACAAACGAAGGCCGUGAUAUUGAUAUUUCUGCCGUCAAGAACCUCUCUGAAUCGGAAGCAAGGCAGCGCGUGCGGAAGCUCCGCCUCCGACCUUUAAAGCGGGACGACGAAGAAGAGGAGGUGGAAGCGUGUGACCCUUUGACUAUAUUUCUUAUUCACCGCGCACACUUGAUUGAUACGGAAACUGCUCUCCAGCCACUAGUUCUCGACCUCAUUCUUCCCUUCUACGAACAGCAACCAGUGGUUCGAGCAUGGCUGAUCUCAAGCCUACUACCAGCACUUCGACUCAAUUACGAAUAUUAUCCAAACCGUGACGGUACUUUAUCACUGGAGACCCUGGAAGAGUUGGAUGAUCAGACUGCGGUCAAUAUUUUGUUGUCCAUUGCUGGACCAGAGAGGAGCGAUAUGGAUUUAGUCAACAACUUGAGAGGACUAAUUGGUCCCUGGCUCUAUGGAAGCAACCGAUCGAAGCGGCGAAGAUUGAAUGAAGCGGCCCAACAAAAUUCGAUUUCCUUCGUCGAGGGAGCACCAAAGCCCGAGCUCACUGAGCUGGUUGGUUGGGAACAUGUGAACGAAUGGCUAUUGUCGCGGAGUCUAGUGGAUCCCGACAACGUAGUCAAUGCCUUUGUCAAUUGGAAUGGGCCCGAGGAUGUUGAUCUGGGUGGAUAUGACGAGAAUGGUGCCCAAAUUUCAUCUGAAACCGCAAAGGCGUUGCUGAAUCGGUAUGGCCAAUCUGGCCUGGCCGUGGUAUAUGCCCAGGCGGAUUCAUCUAAGGGCUCACUUGAAGGUUCCUUCAAAAUUUUGUCGCGGGUUACUGAGCUGCUCGGUCUCGAAGAACAUUCAUAUCUGUCAUCCUCAGAUACUGUCCUCCCCUCUGUGGAUUUUGAUGCAGACUUGAUCUCGUCAACCUUGCGUGCUCAUUUAUUGCAGAACGCUCUUUUAAGGCCGCAAAAUCUUCUAACAUCGCCGUCGCCCUCUUCCAUUGCAUUCGCAAGUGCCUUGCUCCUGUCUCUACGCAUCUUGACCAAUCUUGGCCAUGCGAUCCCCUGCCGGGUCGCAGCAAGCAUGUGCCUUCACAGCAAUGAGGAUAUGCAAAUGGCAGAGCUGCAAGCUGUGGUAGCAUCUAUGGUGAAGCAGCCUCGAUCAAAUGAAGGUUGGGAGAUAGCCCGGCAGCAGCUGCUCUGGCUUCGGGAUUGGCAGGCAGAGCACUCUGAUAAUGGCUGGGAUGAGCCAUCCACCCACCACGGUCUCUUUUGGAGAUUAUCGCGAGGUGCUGUUGAAAUAGAGAUUCUCAAGGCCCUACUUGGAGCCAAAGAAUAUCAAUUGGCCGUCGAUCUAUAUACUCGGACAGAGUCAGCACCACUGAGUGCCACUCAAGUGGAAAAGUCCGUGGUGGAAGCUAUCUUCUCCGUCUAUGAUAAUGCAAGCAAUGGCAACCGGACCCGUGGAGGCAUGAAGAGAGCCUAUGAUAUCUUGCAAGCAUUCCAGCCAUAUUUUCCUGACUCGGUCUCGCUAAAGCAGAUCGGUGCCCUGAUAGCAGCAACCCAUGCGCUAUCAUUCUACUCAUUGAUUCUCCAACAUGGCGUCCCAUUCCAGCCAGUCAGCAUCCGUGUCCACCACGACCCCCUCUCACUAGUUGAGAAAGUGCUCGAACAAAAUGACAAAAGCUACACAAAGCUCGACGACCUCCUCUUCAUUGGCCGUAACCUAGUCACAGGCUUGCCCACAUCAACUGAAACAGAAGACCAAGUCUCAGACACCCUCAUCACAGCCGAACGUCGAAUCACCUCCUUAGCCAUCUCCUCCGCUCUAUCCUCCAACGACUUCGACGACAUCUCCUGGCGCGCAGUCUACAAUGCAGGUCGCUUCCGCUCCACAACACCCAACCCCUCAACCCCCCUCACAUCUCAAAUAAACCACCUCUCCCAACGCAUGGAACUCCUCUCUCUAGCCCUUGUCCUAACCCCAACACCCGACCCUCUUCCCGAAAUCCUAGGUGCCUGGCGCCGCUGCGACGAGGAAAUGUCAUCCCUCCGUGCCCGUGAGCAAACAGAGGAAGAAGUCUGGGACGCUAAGGGCGACAGUCUAUCUACUGUACCAGGUGGCUUUGGACCUUCAGACUCGGAGCGCGACGCCUUUGAUACUGCGCAACAGCGUGCAGCUAGAAGAGCGCGUGCGAGGGCUGCAAUGCCGAAUUCGCAUCCACAUGAGGCGCCUAUGGGGUUGUUUGAGGUUGCGAGGGGUGCUGCGAUGGCUUUGCAUAAGAACGCGUUUCCGUUGCGGGGUGCUGCGGCUUCCAGUUCCAAUCCGGCUGCUGCUGGAGCUGGAACGGAAAUGCAAGGGAGCGACGGCGAGUUUUCGGAGCAUGGUGAUCGUGUGCGUAAGAGAGAUAUGGUUAGUAAUAUGGUUACUGGGGGUUUGGCGAGUGGAAUUGGAUGGGUUUUGGGUGCCGAGCCAGUGAAUCGGUAG
Messenger RNA from Penicillium pulvis, 2688 nucleotides. Its product is annotated as secretory pathway Sec39 family protein. The transcript has 4 exons. Lineage: Eukaryota; Fungi; Ascomycota; Eurotiomycetes; Eurotiales; Aspergillaceae. The coding region runs from base 1 to 2688 and encodes 895 amino acids. Gene Ontology annotation, biological process: retrograde vesicle-mediated transport, Golgi to endoplasmic reticulum. The record is from RefSeq and is a predicted model, not a curated record.